Molecule: messenger RNA, 2750 nt
Organism: Diatraea saccharalis (sugarcane borer)
Lineage: Eukaryota; Metazoa; Arthropoda; Insecta; Lepidoptera; Crambidae
Source: the annotation of a GenBank genome assembly
AUGCAGGCGAGUAAAAUUUUAAAAAAAUUAAUUCCAAAAGUUAUAACUAACAUUACAAGGAGUUAUAGAGUCACUGUUGUGGGAGGAUCAAGCGAAGUUGGACAAACAGUAUCCCUGAUGUUACGAGCUCAACCAUCCAUCACUAGAUUAAACAUUCACGACACUCUGAUUCAAACGCCAGGUGUCAUAUUAGAUUUAUCACAUAUCCCAGCAGAAUCGUAUUUAAAAGGUUACGUGGGAGAAGAGACCUUAGAAAGAGCUUUAAAAGAUUCAGAUAUUGUUUUAGCCACAGGAGGACUAGUAAGUAGACCUGGAAUAUCGGAAGAUGCAUGGAUGGCUACGAAUAUAAAUUUUAUUAAAAUGCUCGUUCAAAAGGUAGCAAAAAUAUCUCCCUUACCAAUGGUGGGUAUUCUCACAGAUCCUGUCAAUGUUCUGGUACCUAUGGCGGCAGAAAUUAUGAGGAGUAGCGGACAGUACGAUCCUAAAAAGUUAUUUGGGAUCACAACUGUUGACCAUCUCAGAGCUCAAACUUUGUACGCAAUAGAACACAAUCUACACCCUCGGGAUUGUAUACUUCCUGUUAUUGGUGGGCGAUCAGGGAAAACGGCGAUACCUCUGCUGUCACAGGCCAAGCCGCGAUGCCAAAUGAAUGAGAAGACUAUCCAAGAAUUCACAUCUAGAUUUAGGCAAUGUGACGAAAACAUUAUCGAAGCAAAGAAAGGAUGGUCGGCCACUCUGUCAGUCGCGUAUGGCGCGUUGAUGUUCACUCGCUCAAUCAUCGACGCUCUGGAUGGACGACCGGCCAAGGUAGCUGCAUUUGUAGAGAACAACGACUUUGGUAGUCAUUUUUUUUCUGGUAUUGUUAACGUUAACCAUAAUGGUGUAACAAAUAUGCAAAUGUUUACUGAUCUAUCUAAAUACGAAUGCCAUUUGCUGGAACGCAGUAUUGCACAAAUCAGACAAGAAGUUUCAAAAGGAAAGAAGAUUUUAGAAUUGGCAUAGACUUUACUGUGUCUGUUACCAUUUUCCGUUUCAAAACCAGUAUAUAUUUGUAAAACAUUCGUGAACAGCUUAAUAAAUACAAUAAUUCAAAAACGAUUUACGAAUUACUAAAAUCAUUUAUUCACAUAGUUUUUUACAAACAUCUCAAUAUCAACUAAAGAAAAAUUAAUUAUAUCACAGAGAACAAUCAAAUAAGAAUUCAUUUAAGUUUUGACUAUGAAAAUAAUAUUCCAUUAAAGACUCAUUUUAAUCUAGGAAUCAUAAUAUUGAACACCUUUUUGGCCAUUCAUUUAAUAUUCAUAUUCUUAUGAAACAAUUAUUAUCUAUAUCAAUCAUAAAAAGACAAUGAUAUGCUCGUAGAAGUAGUCAUCAUAUUUUGAGUAAAAGUAGCUCUCAAAUCGAUUAAAUAAUACGCAAUAACACUUAUCGACAAACAUACCAGUUAUUUUUUGACCUAUGAAAAUAAGUUACAAGGUAAUUAAUACACACAUUUUCCCACUAGUUGCUGAUAUCACUUAUUACGAUAUUUUCAUGAAAAUUAUAAAAUGCUAAAGUAGUACCAAAAAUAAUUUUCUAUAUUUAUACUCGUAACAUAGGCAUUUUUCUUGGACACAGAUGGACGCCAAAGUAGACUAAAGGAAUGUACUCAUACGCUUGGAGUGAAUGGAUAUAUAUGCUCAAGGCGGGAUUUUUUUUCUGAAAACUUUAACUUGGAAAAUUUAACAAACUGCAUUUGAUUUUUCUAUAAUUAUAAAGCAUCUAUAAAAACCAGUAAUACUUAGUAUCCGAAAAUGUAGUUUUAUGUUCUAUGUUCAACGUACGUGUUCAACAAUGUUUUUGCGACUUGUAGAAUAUAAUUUAGCGUAGCAUUAUAAUUAAAAAAUAAACUAAGAAGUAAAAAGCAAUAUACCCAUGCAAAAAUUAUAAACAAGUGCAACAUACCUCGCCCCUUUCGGGGCAUGACUCCUUGGGCUUUCGGUAAAAAUACACCCCUAAUAUCUGUUAUAUAAACCGGUAAUUGUAGGUUAACAUAAAAACAAGAAUAAAUUUUAAAACCAAGCCUAUUUGCAUCAUUGUUGCUAAUAAGUAAAAGCGCUGAACACUAAAUCGUAGCAGUAAAAUAGCUAAAAAAAUUUAAAUAUUUCCCUAGCGGAAAUUAACUAUUAUACAAAGAUCUACACCCCGUUCCCUAACUCCAUGAGCGAGAAUACGUUUUGUUAUAAAAGCCCUCCAUCUCGACCAGUUCACGUAGUAUAAGUACGUUCCCUCAUUACAACCAACACUAAACACAAAUUGUAUAACAAUCUUGUUACCAUCUAUUUCGUGUUAUAUCGCUUAUCUCAAUCAAUAACUUUUAUAAAACGGUGGGAAUGUCAAUGUAUAUAUAUGAUAAAAACCAACCCAUUCAGUUGCGGGAACGAAAUUCAAUAAUGAUUGAAAAUUAUGGAAUCACCAAUAUAAGAGAUUUAUAAUCAAUGGAAACACAAAAAGACUUAAAUAAAAAAUAAUAUAUAUAUAUAUACACAAAUAUCCUUAAUGAAAAAGAGUGCCAUGGACAAAUUGGAUUUUUGCAGUAUAGGUUGCGAAAGCAAAAUAGAUUAAAUAUAAUAUAUAUGUACAAAUAAUCAAUCUUUAAAUGGAGUCUUCGUUUUGUUCAUAAAAAUAGAUUAUUAGAAAUAUUUCAACUGAUUCUUCUUUAAAGAAUGUAAUGUAAUGUAGAAAGACAAUAACACAUACGGUUACCACAA